AUGGAUCCCUUCGAAGUCCGCAUGCAGUUCCUUGCGUUGCUUCGGCGGUUAGACGCCUCCCAACAGUCCAUCAAAAAGAUAGUGGGAUUUGCACUGAAGUACUUCUCAUCUUGUGGAGAGGAUUUAUGGGAUUGCAUCGUCGAAGAAUGCCAAAAGGGCUCGCUCAACAGCCGUAUCAACAUCCUGUACCUGCUUGACUCGCUAUGUGAGACGUGUCUGCUAGCGAAACCACAUACAGGCGCUGCGCGCGACACGGGCCAGAGCUCCUCGUCCUAUGUCGACUACCUCUCGCGCGACCUCAGCAAGCUCGUGGACUACGUCGUACCUCCCGGACAGCAGGGCAUGCCGAACUUCAUGAGUACUGUACAAGUUCUCGAAAGCUGGCGUACCAAGCGCGUGAUCGAGCCACAAAAGCUUGAUGAAGUCCUUGCCAUUUUGGACACCCGCCGGGCGACCGCGUCCCUCCCCUCUGAGCGCGACUCCUCCGCCGCACCCCCUCUCGACCCGUUCGAGAUCAAGAAGCGUAUGGAGGAGGACCGCGAGCGGCACAAGCGCCUGCGGGAGCGGCGCUGGGUCCAGCCCAUCUCGCACAACCUCUAUGGGCUGCACCCGCUCGCGAGCUUCCUGCCGCUAACCGACGACGGGGAUGGGCCGGGGGAGCUGACGCUGGAUAUUGAGUUUGACAACGAGUGGGAGACGACGAGCGACUGGAACGAGGACGACGACGAGGCGAUCGCUGAGGAGAACGCGAUGUGUUACCCAAGUAGUGGGGAGGGGGACGAGAUGGACUUGUCAUGA
Dichomitus squalens LYAD-421 SS1 is the source of this 798-nucleotide messenger RNA. RefSeq lists its product as uncharacterized. Gene Ontology annotation, cellular component: CTDK-1 complex. Gene Ontology annotation, biological process: positive regulation of transcription by RNA polymerase I; positive regulation of DNA-templated transcription, elongation. The transcript has 4 exons. The record is from RefSeq and is a predicted model, not a curated record. Bases 1 to 798 code for a protein of 265 amino acids. NCBI's taxonomy places the organism in Eukaryota, Fungi, Basidiomycota, Agaricomycetes, Polyporales, Polyporaceae.